Molecule: messenger RNA, 1344 nt
Organism: Cannabis sativa
Lineage: Eukaryota; Viridiplantae; Streptophyta; Magnoliopsida; Rosales; Cannabaceae
Exons: 3
Coding region: 1-1344 (447 amino acids)
Molecular function (GO): nucleic acid binding; RNA-DNA hybrid ribonuclease activity
Source: RefSeq, a predicted model, not a curated record
AUGGCUCGGGUUAACAGUUGGGAUGGUAAAUUUCUAUCUAGAGCCGGCAAGGAAAUCCUUCUGAAAACUGUGAUCCAAUCCUUGCCCACUUAUGCUAUGAGUGUCUUCUUAAUACCUCUUGGCAUCUGUGAGGAUAUUGAGAAGCUUAUGGCAAGUUUUUGGUGGAAAACGUCUGCAAGUAAAGGUCGUGGUAUUAUAUGGAUGUCUUGGGAUCGGAUGGCAAAACCCAAGUUAGAAGGCGGCCGAAUAUUCAAAGCAAAGUAUUUUCCUACAAGUGACUAUCUUUCGGCCGACUUGGGAAAUAAUCCCAGUUUUGUCUGGCGCAGCAUUUGGGCUGCUCAAAGUGUGGUUCGGUACGGGGCUGUUCGUAUUAUUGGAAAUGGGGAAACUACUAGCAUUCUCUCUUCACCUUGGCUGCCUGACAAUGAACAUAGACUUGUAACUUCAACUCAUCCCGCUCUUUUGAACAACACUGUGAGUUCUCUUUUCUCUCCUGAGGCUCGGAUUUGGGAUUAUGAGCAAUAUUUGAGACUAUUAUUCACGCUCUCCUCACCUGUCCUUUUGCUAUGGCAUGUUGGCAUACCCUUGGUAUCACUUAUGAUACGCUUCAUCCUUUAUCUUUUGGUGGUUGGUUUGAGAAAGUACCUUUGGCUCUUGAUGAUGAGAAAGCUUCACGGGCGGUAUUUGUGCUCGAUUUGGGCAAUUUGGAAGGCUCGUAACCUUGUUGUUUGGAAAAGUAAAACAUCCUCACGAUCUGAAGUCAUUGCAUCUGCACAAAUAACUCUUGAUCAUUGGCGUAACGCUCAAGAUAACACCACACUAUCUUCUUUAUUCUUCGAGAAUGAAGGAGAUGGAGCUGAGCGUUGGACUAAACCCGAAGCAAAUAAAAUCAAGAUAAAUGUAGAUGCUGCACUCUUUCCUCAGGAUAACUCUUAUGGGUUUGGGAUUGUCGCCCGAGACAGCUCUGGCAGUCUCAUUGAGGCUCAAACAAGGUACUUUGGCGGAGUCUAUGAUGCGGAAGUUGUUGAAGCGAUGGGAGUCAAAGAAGCUCUGAGUUGGAUAAAGAGUAAGAAUUGGUCUGAUGUGGAAAUUGAGACGGAUAGUAUGCUUACUGUACAAGGCAUUCGUAGUAAUUAUACCUUGAAUUCUAUCUUUGGGUUGAUUAUUCAUGACUGUCAGCUUUUAUUUUCCUCUCUCAAUAAUGUUAGGAUUUGUUUUAUUAGACGAUCAGCAAACCGAGUUGCCCAUGUUGUUGCAAGGCACUCUCGCUUUCUCUCUGGUCGUAGCAUUUUUGAGCAUAAUGCUUGGGAUGAGCUAUCUUCCCUCAUGUAUUCUGAAUGCUAA